Molecule: messenger RNA, 441 nt
Organism: Rotaria sordida
Lineage: Eukaryota; Metazoa; Rotifera; Eurotatoria; Philodinida; Philodinidae
Source: the annotation of a GenBank genome assembly
AUGAUUCAGUUGAUCUCUCAUUCUACUUCAAAUUAUCAUUUGUUGACUCUUUUUAUUGUCCUUCUUAUUUCUAUCAAUAACAAUCAAAUUUCAGCUUAUAGUAUCAGCAGUGAAUUUGAUUAUGAUCAUCAUGAUCCAAUCUAUAAUGAUUUAUCGUAUGAAAACAUUAGAAAAAAUGAAUUACCCAUUUUAACAAAUCCUAACAAUUUAUAUGUACCCGAUAGUGAUGAAAUAAUAUCAAGAAAUCCUUGGUCUGAAUUAUUCCAUCGUUAUUAUGCUCGAUCCAUUCUUACUCCAACAUAUAAUUCAUUCGCACAACCUGAUUUUAUUUCACGACGAGAUGUAAAUCAAUUUGUUCCAUAUUCAAUUGAAAAACGUCUAAUUCCAAUUGAACUUCAAAAAGCCCUUUUUGCUCAUGGAAUUGUAGGUCGUCGACGUUAG